UAACUACGUACUUUACUACAGUGUGUGUCCUUUUCAGUAAAACGUCUCCGUCAAAAAAUGCUCUCCAACGUUGCAAAGUCUGUCGUUCAACGGGGACUAUUCGGUAAUCUGUCUGCGUAAAGUGGUUGCAUAACAAUAAUCACAGAUAUUUGCGUGAACCAACUGUUGUGUUUGCGAUAAUAGUCACCGGUCCCAAAUGGGACUUCUCAAGUGGGUUAAAACCAUUUUCCGUGCCGGAACCGGAACGGCGGGUGGUGUUUAUAGUGAUAAAAUAGCCCGUCCUGCUGCGGUUUCAGUGCCAGUGUUGAGCUCAUCACCAGCUGACAACACUUUUGACGCAGUGAAGAAAGUACUGACGACUCCAGCACAGAGCAAUGGAUAUGCUACGGAAGCUACUUUCGAGACCAGGGCAUUCAAACUGCAUAACCUUGAUGAGGGUCCGGCAACGACGGUUACCAUUACUAAACAGGAUGCCUUGACGUACUACGGUCAGAUGUACACAAUUCGACGAAUGGAAACGGCUGCCGGCAAUCUCUACAAGGAGAAAGUCAUUCGAGGAUUUUGUCACCUCUAUUCUGGACAAGAAGCGACCGCCGUCGGUAUACGGGCCGCUAUGCGUCCGGAAGAUAGCUGCAUUACCGCUUACAGAUGCCACGGCUGGACUUUCCUUAUGGGAGUUCCGAUAGCCGGUGUGCUGACGGAGCUUACUGGACGGCAAAGCGGAAGUGCUCGUGGAAAAGGCGGCAGUAUGCAUAUGUAUGCGAAAAACUUCUAUGGCGGAAAUGGUAUAGUUGGGGCGCAGGUGCCGCUCGGAGUGGGUAUCGCUUUCGCAGCUAAGUACAACGGCACGAAAGGUGUUUGUGUUGCAGCGUAUGGAGAUGGUGCAGCAAAUCAAGGUCAAUUGUUCGAGGUCUAUAAUAUGGCUAAAUUGUGGAAUUCGCCGUGUAUUUUUGUCUGCGAAAAUAAUGGAUACGGUAUGGGAACCAGUGCUGAACGUGCUUCUGCCAAUGUGAAUUACUAUACCCGCGGGGAUACUGUCCCUGGAAUUUGGGUGGACGGAAUGGAUGUCCUAGCAGUGCGGGAAGCCACUCGUUUCGCUAUUGAUCACUGCAAUAGCGGUAAAGGUCCAAUUCUUUUGGAAAGUGCUACCUACCGUUAUUCAGGCCAUUCCAUGUCUGACCCGGGAACCAGCUAUCGUUCGCGAGAUGAAAUCGCAGAAGUUCGUCAGACCCGUGAUCCAAUUACUUCAUUGCGGGAGAAAAUCCUCCACAACGAGCUGGCGACACCCGAAGAGCUGAAAGAAAUUGAAUCGAAAAUCCGUGGCGAAGUAGACGCUGCUACAAAACUUGCUAAGGCAGACAAAGAGAUCGCUCUAGAUGAACUGUGCGCCGAUGUCUAUGCCAAGCCGGACAACCUAACCACCAUCCGAAAUGUUAUUCCAAAUUCUGAACUGUCUCACAAGCGCGUAGGAAAGGCAGUCAACAUGUAAAAUGUGCGUCAUGUCACGAAUAAUUUGAACCAGCCAAUAUAAGAUCAUAUAACUAUUGGAAAGAAGCAUGUAUUUAAAAUGAAUAUUAAUCUCAGUGCAAUUCAUUAGCAAAAUUCAUUGUUUCAAACAUUUAUACAUUUAAUAUUUUACCUUGUUUUAUGCGGAAGCGAAAUGUUCUUUAAACAACUGCUACAUGCAUGUUCUGAAAUUAAAUUUCCAACAUAUACCUAAAGUUGCACGGAAAAUCACAAACAAAUCAAAGGAAUACAUUCUUCAACUGUACACAAAGCGGGUUUCUUUCAUUGUGAGCAUUUAAUUUAUAGCAAGUUUGUCAUUCAUUUCCGACCUUUUCUUAUGAAAAGAGUAAAAGCACGAUCGUACACACACCAGUUGUCAAUACUAAUAAAUUAGAACAUUCAGAAAGUUGGCAGUCACUGAACUUCAUUUUACAAAUCCCUUUCUUGCCGUCAUCAUCGUUGGCUAAACCGUACCAGGUGGGUUUCCAGAUUUCGGAAGAUGGAACUUUUCCACACGACCCAAGCCAUCAGUAGACAGAGGCUGAUUUUCAACAACCGAUCGAUCACAAUCAAUCGGUGAACCUUGCGGAUGGCUUGCGGUAACGUUUCGUCGGGAUCAUUCAGCAGAUAUCGCCGUACGCCCAUCCAGCAAUCGUAGUAGAACUGCUCAAUUCGCUGCUCUGAUAGGUGCCAGCUAAAGUUGUCGCUGAUUUAGAGAAGAAGAGUUUCAUAAUUAACAGACUACAGGGAAUAAUUUUCCAAGCUUACAUAUCUUUGCCCUUCAAGUCGUCUCUCAGCGACCGAACCCGCUUCGUUUCAAAAUCCCACUGAUUGUAGG
This is a messenger RNA of Sabethes cyaneus, 2344 nucleotides long. RefSeq names its product pyruvate dehydrogenase E1 component subunit alpha type II, mitochondrial-like. The transcript is spliced from 4 exons. Bases 197 to 1489 code for a protein of 430 amino acids. Lineage: Eukaryota; Metazoa; Arthropoda; Insecta; Diptera; Culicidae. Gene Ontology annotation, molecular function: pyruvate dehydrogenase (acetyl-transferring) activity. Gene Ontology annotation, biological process: pyruvate decarboxylation to acetyl-CoA. The record is from RefSeq and is a predicted model, not a curated record. Gene Ontology annotation, cellular component: intracellular membrane-bounded organelle.